Molecule: messenger RNA, 3882 nt
Organism: Lactuca saligna
Lineage: Eukaryota; Viridiplantae; Streptophyta; Magnoliopsida; Asterales; Asteraceae
Source: the annotation of a GenBank genome assembly
CCAACUUUUUCUUUCGAAGCCCAUAUUCAAUUGAAAUGGGGGCCCAAAAUUUACCCCUGAUUCACCGUUUCUUGGUCAUGGUCAUGGAACCCAGAAGGCUGCAGCCGCACCACUCUGCCUGGGUCUGUUGACGGUGUAAGCCAUGCUCCGUCUUGGUCGACGAUCACUCGCCGCUGUCCGAUAUUUCUCGGCCACAGCGGUUGCGGAGGCUUCGAAAGUUCCAGUUCCAUCCCCUGCUUCUGGUGCCAUCACCAUCGCCCCUAGGAAAAACACCGGUGCCGGGAAGGACACCUUAGGUCGAAGGCUUCUUAGCCUGGUUUACACGAAACGCAGCGCCGUUAUCACCAUAAAGAAAUGGAAGGAGGAAGGGCACGUAGUUCGUAAGUACGAGCUUAAUCGCAUAGUACGAGAGCUCCGGAAGCUAAAGCGUUACAAACACGCCCUCGAGGUUUGUGAAUGGAUGACUUUACAACAAGAUAUCAAGUUAGUAGAAGGAGAUUACGCUGUUCACUUGGACUUAAUUGCAAAAAUUCGUGGUGUAAACAGCGCAGAGAAGUUUUUUGAAGAUCUUCCAGAUCAAAUGAAAGGGCAGCCAACCUGUACAUCUCUUCUCCAUACUUACGUCCAGCAUAAAGAUUCUUCCAAAGCCGAAGCUUUAAUGGCAAAAAUGUCAGAAUGUGGUUUCUUGAAAUACCCUCUUCCUUUUAACCAUAUGAUGUCACUCUACAUCUCCAAUGGCCAAUUACAAAAGCUUCCUGGAAUUCUUCAGGAGCUGAAAAAGAAUACCUCACCAGAUAUAGUAACUUACAAUCUAUGGUUAACAGCAUGUAACUCCCAGAAUGACAUCAUUACUGCUGAAAAGAUUAUUCUUGAGCUCAAGAAGAGAAAGGUGGAUCCAGAUUGGGUAACAUUUAGUCUUUUAACCAGUUUGUAUCUUAAAAACUCACGACAUGAAGAUGCUUCCUUGAGUGUUAAGGAAAUGGAGAAAAGGGUUUCUAAAAAAGUCCGUGUUGCUUAUUCUUCAAUUAUCAGUCUUUAUACAAGUCUUGGGAAAAAAGAAGAUGUUGAUCGCAUAUGGAAGAAGAUGAAAUCAACCUUUCGGAAGCUAAAUGAUGCGGAAUAUAAUUGCAUGAUAUCUUCUAUGAUAAAACUUAACGAGCUUAAAGAAGCAGAGAAUAUAUAUACAGAAUGGGAGUCUGUAUCUAUAACUGGCGAUUCUAGGGUUCCAAAUUUGAUCCUUGCAGCUUACAUCAACAAAAACGAAAUGAAAAUGGCUGAAAACUUUUUUGAAAAAAGGAUGGUUGAAAAAGGAAUUGUACCUAGUUACACAUCAUGGGAGCUUCUUACAUAUGGUUAUGUACAUGAAAAGGAAAUGGAUAAAGUUUUGGAAUGUUUCAAGAAAGCUAUAGGGUCAGUGAAAAAGUGGGACCCGGAUGAAAAGAUUGUUAGAAAAGUGUAUGGAAUGCUUGAAGAAUAUGGUAAUGUUGAGGGUGCUGAACAAGUGUUGGCGACUCUUCGUGAUGCUGGCUAUGUGAGCACAGAGAUAUAUAAUUUGGUUCUUAAGACGUAUGUGAAAGCUGGAAAAAUGCCAUUAAUUGUAGGUGAGAGGAUGAAGAAAGAUAAAGUGGAAUUGAAUGAUGAAACAUAUCAACUUAUAAAGGUGACAAGUAAAAUGUGCAGCAUCAACCCAUGUUUUAGCGACGUUAAAUCACUAUCCGCUAAUUGCUUUUCUCUACAACGUGGAUUACGCGUAUCAGGCAGACAUGCACGUAGCCUCCAGUUAUGGCAUGUACCAUAUGAUAGAAAAAGAUUUUCCCUCAAGACCACGAAUUCAGAAGUUUACAAACUACAUUUUGUAAAUUUAGCAAAACCUUUUCAUUCAAGUGAAUGCCACAAUUCACCAAUGUCCAUAUACAAUCAGCCCAAAAGAAGCCAUAUGAGAAUCCAUUCAGCAUCUGCGGAGUCUCUAAGCCACGAACUUAUCGAGCAAGCUUCUGAACACGAGUUUGAAGUUAGUUCAUAUAAUCCUGAGAAAUCACAACCAAAACCCAAAUAUGAAAACAGAUUCCUUAUUUUUGCACGCGUAGGUUCAGUCAUCAAUAAUGCUGCUGAAUCAUUUUUCAAGAGUGAGAUAAGAAGGAGAUUAUUUGUUACUGCUGCAUUACUUGUGAUUAGUCGUGUAGGAUAUUUUAUUCCUCUUCCUGGUUUUGAUAGAAGAUUAGUACCAGAGAAUUACCUUAGUUUUGUCUCGGGUUCAGUUGAGGAGCUUGGUGAGCUGGCACCAGAACUUAAGCUUUCCCUAUUCCAACUUGGAAUCAGUCCCCAAAUUGCAGCAUCUAUUGUUAUGCAGGUACUUUGCUAUGUUCUUCCUUCAUUGGUCAAGCUAAGGAAAGAAGGGUUGGAUGCUAAUGAGAAAAUAAAGGGUUAUAUAUGGUGGAUGUCGCUUGGGUUUGCAAUAGUAGAGGCACUGAUCAUUUCUUAUUUUUCACUUUCGUAUUCGAUUUAUGCAGCAAAUGCAAGUCAAAGAUUGAAGCACAUCAUGCUGACAACAAUUUUGUUGGUUUCUGGUGCAAUGACUACAACAUGGAUCUGUGACAAAAUAUCAGACUCUGGUUUUGGUCAUGGAUCAUCUUUGCUGAUAUGUGUGAAUAUCUUGAAUGGCUACAUAGAGACAUUACAUAAAAUGUUGUCUCAGCUGUCAGGUGGCAGUGGAUGGUGGCAAUAUAUAUUUGGAGUGUCGGGUGUGUUUGUUGUUGUGACUAUGUGGGCGGUUGUUGUAACUCAGGGUUGCAGAAAAAUCAAGCUGCAAUACUAUGGCUUCAAACUUGCAUCUUCCACAAGAGAAGAUUCCCCAGUUACAGAGGUGGAGCAAUAUAUUCCAUUCAAUAUCAAUCCAUCUGGAAUGCAACCUGUCCUCACUACCAGCUACCUAUUAGGCUUUCCUGCAAUUGUUGCCAGCUUUUUUAGUUCAAGAUUUUGGAGAAAUGUGAGAGAGAUUCUAAAUCCUGAAUCAUCUCUUGGAGCAGCACCAUGGGUGUACUAUACAAUCUAUGCAUUCUUUGUUUUCCUUUUCAACAUAUUUGAUAUUGCGAACAUGCCAAAGGAAAUUGCAGAGUACUUGAAUAAAAUGGGGGCAAGGAUACCAAAUAUAAAGCCUGGAAAGGCGACUGUUGAAUAUUUGACCAAGAUUCAAGCUUCAACCCGUUUCUGGGGUGGUUUGCUGUUGAGUAUAUUGGCGACAUCAUCAACAAUUCUUGAUCAUUAUCUGCGAAAAACAAAUGAAGGAUUUUCGAUAGGGUUUACAUCUGUUCUAAUCAUCGUGGGUUCAAUCAUCGAACUAAAAAGAUCUUAUGAAGCCUACAAUGUCAUGCCAAGUUUAACCAAAGCUUUAAAGCGAUACGGUGUAUGAUACACACAUACAUUGAUACAUACUCUACCAAUCGAAACACACAAAAAGGGAAGCAGCAUGCAUAUUGUCUUAUUGUCUUAUUGUCUUAUUGUCUUAUUGCAUGAUGGAUGAUGAUGUGUUGCAACAAAGGGCUCCACUCUGAGCAGACAAUAAAAAAAACAAAGUUUCACGUCUGUCUGGGAUAUGAACCAUUUGUGGAGGCAAACACACUCUCUGGUUAUAUUAUAUGCUGGUAUAUGUAUUGUUGUCCCAGUAUCUCAUCGGGUCAUCAACAUUAUUACUAUUCUUCCUUUUUUGUGUUUUGGGGAUUUUCUUGUGUAUAAAUGAAUUUCUUGUCAUAGGUAUGUAUGACCAUUUUGGAUCUACAUCAAUGUUUGUCUUUAUUUAGGAGAUUCUUAUAAUAAAAAACAAAAUGUGCAGACAUGUAAUCAAGUUAAAUAGGUCAUUCGAAAAAACUAAACGCCGUGUUAACA